Emiliania huxleyi CCMP1516 is the source of this 915-nucleotide messenger RNA. RefSeq lists its product as hypothetical. NCBI's taxonomy places the organism in Eukaryota, Haptophyta, Isochrysidales, Noelaerhabdaceae. The coding region runs from base 1 to 915 and encodes 304 amino acids. The record is from RefSeq and is a predicted model, not a curated record. The transcript is spliced from 4 exons.
AUGGUCGCCUCGCGCGCCCCAACCGCCCGCCGGGUGGUGGUCGGGACCGUGAUGUGUGCGGUGAUCGGCCUUCAGCUCUACCGCCAGGGAUCGGGCACGACUCGCCUGUACCAGGGCAUCAGCAGCGUGUCUGUGGACUCCGGAGCCGGCUUGCCACCAGAGGAGACAGAGGCGGUGGGGCUCGCCACGGCAGCAUCAGCGCCGGCCGCGUUGCCGCCGCCGAAGCCAGCGGCCGCCGCCAAGGACAUCGUCAGCAGAGGCGCUGCUGCGAAAUUGACAGCGUCUCCCCCAACGCCGGCUCAUGCAGUGCCGAUGGCAUCGCCGCCGCCGCCGUGCCUCUCUCGAUCGUGCACAAAGAGGCUCAGCGCGCUCGAGCCUGCGUGGGUGGAUCUGAGGUACAUUAUGCCCGCCUAUUGCAAUCCUCCUGGGCAGCCCUCGGUAGUGAACCGGCACGCCAAAUGGCCAUCGCUUGAACGGAUCGAGGCAGCAGACGUGCACGUGCACGCGCUGCCAAAGGCGGCCCUCGGCGACAUUGUCAAGCGGCUUCCUAACCGCACCUUUAUGCUCAUGGGCGACUCGGUGAUGGAACAGUUCUACAACGCUGUUCAGUGCUUUUUGCGGCGCGAGGCGCUUGAGGAGCCUCCCGACGCCGACUUCCGCGCAUUCAUCAAGAGGAACGCGGGUUGCGGGGCGAGCGAGUCUUCGAACGAGCCGCUCUGGAAGAUGGGCAAGCGCAAGAUGCCUCCCAAGCUGCCCCAGCAGACCAAGAAUGGCAUGCGCAUGCUUUUCGCGCGAGCGGUCGGUUAUGAGCCUGAAGACUUGACGGCGGCGAUGGCGACGGCCAAUGCGCUAGCAGCCUGUCGCGACUUGGCAACUCGCUCAAUCUCUCUCUCCAACACGGGGCCUCCUCACUAG